Messenger RNA from Mollisia scopiformis, 1212 nucleotides. RefSeq lists its product as uncharacterized. NCBI's taxonomy places the organism in Eukaryota, Fungi, Ascomycota, Leotiomycetes, Helotiales, Mollisiaceae. Bases 62 to 1132 code for a protein of 356 amino acids. The transcript has 6 exons. The record is from RefSeq and is a predicted model, not a curated record.
CGUCGAUCUUCGACUCCUCCUGAAACUUCUCCUCGUCCUCUACUAAUUACUAUUCCCCGAAAUGAGGUUUCUUCUUUCCUUGUUGGCACUCUCCGUUGAGGCAGGCCUGGUCCUCGGCAAGCCCUAUGCGAGGAAUGGGAUCAUCUAUGACGAAACUCCUGAGCCACUGAAAGCAAGACAUGAAGUUCGUGAUCUUGGAGCUGAGGAAUCGAUCCUAGACAUCGUCGCUAGCUGUGGGAAUUCAUACAAUUUGUUCACCACUGGAACAGGCCCGGUUCCCACGGGCAAACCUGAUCCCAACUUCGAUUACCUUUCAUUCUGCUGUGCAUUCAAUCAACCCACCAAGACGUUGACCUCAAUCUCCUACUAUCCAACCACGGUCACGCUAGCAGGCACACCUUCCACGGUCACUGCGGUCACGACAUCGACAGCUACACUCGCUGGGUCAGGCACAGCAACCGCGACAUGCCCAAUACCGGCACCAUCGAUGAUCUGUGGACAAGGUGGAUGGGGCUACGCUACGAACAACAUCUAUUCUAAAUCCGGCAUAGAUGCCAUAGCUUGUCACGAGUUGUGUUUGGCGAACUCUGCUUGUCAAAGUUUCCAAGUUGAGACUAACAGCAGUACAACAACCCCGACAUGCAAUCUUUACAAGGUCGAUCCAUCAGGCAACAACACCAUUGCAUCACCAGCUGCACCAUUUUCUUUUUUCGCCCGCGACUGUCCUGAUCAUAUCCCAGCAGCUUGCAGCAAUGCCGGUAUCCAAGUCCCUCCAAUUGUCAUUGUGCCCCCUCCUUCCGCGUCAACGACGGCCCCUAUUGUAAUCGUCACUCCACCAGCAUUUAAUCCAGACACGGUAAUCAUCACACCGACACGAAUACCUGGUCCCGUUGUUACUGAGCGUGCCGAACAAUGGGCAACUAUACCAUGGUUCCUACAGCCAUUUGGGACAGCAACCUUGAGUGAAGUAUGCUCGUGCAUUUACACUCAUAAUAUCCCAGCUACCACCGUUCUGGGCGUUCUUCCCAAAGCGACCACCAUUUAUCUUGCCCUUCCUGGAACAAUUGUGACCGCUUUCGUAACAACUGUUGUCACAAUUGGAGGAGGACAGCCGGUGACAAGCAUAGCAUGAAUUGGGAUCUAUCAUUCUAAUGAGUAAUAAUUCUAUGGAGAGCGACCGGGGGCACCAAAGGCCGAACAUCCUAAAGCCCG